This is a messenger RNA of Rhizopus microsporus ATCC 52813, 1995 nucleotides long. RefSeq names its product Na+/solute symporter. Bases 13 to 1956 code for a protein of 647 amino acids. Gene Ontology annotation, biological process: urea transmembrane transport. The record is from RefSeq and is a predicted model, not a curated record. Gene Ontology annotation, molecular function: urea transmembrane transporter activity. The transcript is spliced from 8 exons. Gene Ontology annotation, cellular component: plasma membrane. Lineage: Eukaryota; Fungi; Mucoromycota; Mucoromycetes; Mucorales; Rhizopodaceae.
UAUUAAUUCAUUAUGGCUAUAUUAUCACAAGGUGUGGGCUAUGGCGUCGUCUUAGGAUUUGGUGCACUAUUUGCUCUUAUUAUGACAGGAAUAACCUAUCUGUGUAAACGAUAUCUGAAAGAAGUUCAAACGUCAGAAAUGUACAUGACAGCACAGCGUACUGUCAAGACAGGUUUGGUUGCGAGUGCUAUUGUAUCAAGCUGGACUUGGGCAGCAACUCUUUUGACAAGUACAGAAGUUGCUUAUAAAUAUGGUGUAUCAGGACCUAUCUGGUAUGCCUCUGGUGCUGUUGUUCAAGUGUUGCUAUUUGCUGUAUUAGCCAUUGAAUUGAAAAGACGAGCUCCCAAUGCACAUACUUUUCUUGAAGUUGUCUUGGCUCGAUAUGGAAAAGGCGCCCAUGCUGUAUAUCUUGCAUUCUCCUUGUUAACAAACAUCAUCGUUACUGCUAUGCUUCUUUUGGGCGGUAGUGCAGUAGUGAAUUACUUGACUGGCAUGCAUACAAUUGCUGCUUGCUUCCUUCUUCCUUUGGGUGUCAUUGUCUAUACACUCUUUGGUGGUAUCAAAGCAACCUUCAUGUCUGAUUAUGCACAUACAGUGGUUAUUUUUAUCAUCAUCAUCUCUUUUGUGUUUACAGUCUAUGCUUCUUCUCCAAAAAUUGGAUCCAUCAGCACGAUGUACGACUUGCUUACAGCUGCAUCUGCAGCUUCUCCCAUCGCUGACAACCAAGGUGGUUCACUCGUAACUAUGUCUUCCUUACAAGCACUCUUGUUUGGUAUCAUCAAUAUUGUUGGUAACUUUGGAACGGUCUUUGUAGAUAACGCAUAUUGGCAACGUGCUAUUGCAGCUCACCCACAGUAUGCCGUCAAAGCCUACCUGAUCGGCGGUCUUUCCUGGUUUGCAAUUCCAUUCACACUAGCCACAACAAUGGGUCUUGCUGGACGAGCACUUCAAAUUGAUCUUACACCGUUUGCUGUCAGUCAAGGUCUUGUCUUACCUGAUGUUGCGGUUGCACUCUUGGGUCAAGCCGGUGGUUUCGCCUGUCUUGUUCUCGUCUUCAUGGCUGUGACUAGUGCUUCAUCUGCUGAAUUGAUUGCUGUUUCUUCUGUUAUGACGUAUGAUAUCUAUCGCACUUACAUUAGACCCGAUGCCGAGGGUAAACAAGUAGUUCAUUUUUCGCAUAUCUGUGUUAUUGCGUUUGGCAUUCUCAUGGGUGUCCUCGCUGUCUUGCUCAACUUGACAGGCAUCAACUUGGGAUACCUUUAUACUCUGAUGGGUGUAUUAAUUUCUUCGGCUGUUGUGCCCCUGACCCUUACCUUGUUGUGGAGCAAACAAAACAAGAUUGCUGCUAUUGUAUCACCACUAUUUGGCUUUUGUGCCGCAGUCAGCACUUGGCUCGCGGUGACUUAUAGCAUGUACGGCACCAUCACUGUGGAGACCACAGCUCAGAAUUACCCAAUGAUGUCUGGCAAUAUUGUUGCCUUAGUAUCUCCUAUCUUUGUCAUUCUUCCUCUUAGCUUGAUCUGGCCAGACAAUUUUGACUUUGAUGCUACUCGAAAGAUUGAAAAGAUAGAUGACUCUAAUGAUAUUGACCAUGAAGCAUCCGAGAUAACCCAAGAUGAAUUGGUAUCCAUGGCCAAGUCCUCCAGAUUUGCGAAGAUAUCAAGUGCGGUCUUAUCAUUAGCUCUCUUUAUCCUUUGGCCACUACCCAUGUUCUUUUCGAGGUACAUCUUUUCCAAGUCCUUCUUUACUGGAUGGGUGGUUGUAUCCAUCAUCUGGAUGUUUUGUAGCUUCUUUGCUGUCGGUAUCUAUCCUGUCUAUGAGGCGCGACAUACACUUGUCAAUGUGACUCGGGAGUUAUGGCGAGAUCUGACAGGGCAGCGUGUACCCAACUUACCACAAGCAACACAUUUAUCUGAAGAGAAUAUAGUUGUUUAUACAAAUGAAAAGAAAGUUUAAUAAAUUAUUGGCUCAUUUGAUGUUACCCCGAUUGAUGAA